Messenger RNA from Sycon ciliatum, 2619 nucleotides. Its product is annotated as cation-dependent mannose-6-phosphate receptor-like. The transcript has 9 exons. Gene Ontology annotation, cellular component: trans-Golgi network. NCBI's taxonomy places the organism in Eukaryota, Metazoa, Porifera, Calcarea, Leucosolenida, Sycettidae. The record is from RefSeq and is a predicted model, not a curated record. The coding region runs from base 1 to 1044 and encodes 347 amino acids. Gene Ontology annotation, biological process: protein targeting to lysosome.
AUGGCAUUGCUACAGCUAGUAGUACAGCUCCAACACUUCUCCACUCAAGGCGCAAACCCACGACCUUCCAACUCGGAAGGCUCAGGUUCGGAAAAGUCCAAGAGGGAAAGGAAAGCGCAACGAAGAAGAGCACGAGCUACGCAUCACGGCAACAAAGAAUGCCGAAAGUUACUGGAUAAUGACGAACUGAGAAAGAGUAUUGGACAUUUGGGUUUUUCCAGUUUGUCUUGUGCUUGGGCCGCUCUGGGAUUAGUCGCACCUGCUGAGCCGAGUACCUUGUUCAAAUCAACGGUUGAUGCAGACUGCAAAAAGAACCUGGAAGGCACGAAGAUUGCAGAUUUUGUGUCGCCAACCGUCUACACGUUCAAGGACAGCGACAACGAGUACGAGUAUGGGCUGGGUAUCUGCAACAACGUUGUGCCGGACUCUCGCAUAGUAGUGACGCAGACAGAGCUGCAGCAGGACGCCAAGAGAACGGUGUCCGUUGGCCGACUUAACGACACACAUCUUGUAAGCAGAGAUGAUUGUGCUGAACUGACUUACUACUAUGGUGAUGUGUACAAUAGGCACUGCAAGAAAACUCACCGCACCGCGCGCAUCAUGUUCGUGUGUGAUCCAUGUGCUGGCAAGGGAUAUCCCGAAGUGGUUGAAGAGUAUGCUACUGACUCGAGCACGACAGAGAAUCAGCACUGCUUCUAUCUGUUCGAGUGGGCCACCUCGAAUGUCUGUAACAAGGCUGCCGCUGGUCGACUCAUUGUCUGCAAGCCCACAGGCCUUGGAGCAGGCAGCAUCUUCUUGAUUGUGCUGCUGAGCGUGGGUGUUGCCUACGUUAUCCUCGGUUUUAUCUUCAACCGCUUUGUUCGCGGAGCUAAGGGCAAUGAGCAGUUUCCUAACUACUCGUUCUGGAUCACGUGUGGAGACCACAUUUCUGACGGCUGCGAUGUCUUGUGUCGGAGUAAGCCACCUUCCAUUCAAAUGAAAUCUAUACCAUCGGUUGGUCGUGGUGACCAUCAACUGGACCUAUCAGAAGAUGAGCUGGCGUAGUGCAAGCAGCUGUAUGAUGAUUCCUAUCUGUGUGCGUGUGUAUGUGCACGCUUGCCACCAAUACCACCAUCAUCGGCAACAUAUCACCACUAUCGCUUCUGCUGUUACAACCUUGCUGCAUCGCCUGUGUUUCGCCCAGCGCCACAUUGCCUGCUAGCUUAGUGGCUAUGCUAUGUUGGUGUUUGUUGUGGUCUUGUGCAAGUGCUUCACCGCCACCGCCACCACCACCAUGUGUGUGUGUGUGUGUGUGUGUGUGUGUGUGUGUGUGUGUGUGUGUGUGUGUGUGUGCGUGCAUGUGCGUGUGUGCGCGUGUGUGUGUGUGUGUGUGUGUGUGUGUGUGUGUGUGUGUGUGUGUGUGUAUAUAUCCGCCAUGCAAUUGCUCACCAUCUGCCGAGUGGUGACGUUGCACCGCCUAGCAGCAGGAUCAGCAGCAGCACCACUGGGCCAGGUGAUGGUGAACACCAGCUCAAUGCUGAGCUUUCAGCGCUUGCCCCCCCCACUGCUACUGGUAUCCACGCUAGUACUGCUGCUGUUGCUGUUGCUGCUGCCUUUGGUUUCAAUGGUGACUGCCGCCAUUGCUGCUGCUUCUGUUGCCGUUGAAGUUGUGAACGAUAUGAGCUUCAUCUUUUCUUUUUCUUUUUUUUCUUUUUAAAUCAUGCAAUAUUUAUAAAAAUGUGUUGAGUCAGUCAUGGUCACGCAUACAGCGUACAAUUAUAAUAAUUCAUCCGUUUCCAAGAAGUAUACAAUACAAUUAUGCCGGGCAAGGCUUUGUCCCCCUUUCGAGUAUCCUGCACGCCUGCUCCAUCUCCCGCCGUUGAUUGGUUGCCCGCUCCUGUGAAGGUCUCUGUCAUAGUCUACACCCUGUGUAGUAUGAAGGGAGACACAUUACUAGAUGUCUACUACUAGUCACUGCUAGCCACUGCUAGUGGUAGUCUGCUCACACUGCAUCCCGGUUGGGAGCAGGAGCAGGUGCAGCGUGUGAAUGUAUGUGACUUUUCUAAGUUUGCUUGACUUUACUUGGCGCAUUCGAACAGAAUUGCUGCACCCAGGCCUGCAGUCUGCUCGGAUCUUUUCCUCGUCUUUCCCGCUGCUUCUCUCGUUUAUUGGCCAAUUUUGUUUAGGAUACAAUGGCAUCACCCUGAUCCUCCCCCUGUCCGCUGGGUUGUGCCACGGCACAUUGCUGUACUGGCACAUUGCUGUACUGGCAUAUUGCUGUACUGGUACAUUGCUGUACUGGCACAUUGCUGUACUGGCACAUUGCUGUACAUGCACUGCUAUAUUGCUGUACUGGUUCGUUCUCUUCUUUUUUUCCUUUCUCUGACACCAGGCCAUGGAGGCAUCAUGUCACCACUGUCACUCGUUUUCAGAUACAAUGUAUGUGUAACUUAGUAUCCUAUACCCGGUAUCCAGUAACCGGAACAUACAGGCAGCCAUGUCUCAAAGUUUGUCUUUUCCUUUGUUUUGUUAGUUUUGAAGUGAAUACUUUAGGUUACCGGUACUUCUAUUGAAGUGCAAUAGUUUCCAGUGAAUAGUUACCAUGGCAACAGUGGCGUGAACUUACUGUUGUCUACGCUA